AUGCAACAACUCAAGAAGCAAUGGUCGGCUGACGACCUUCAAAAGGGCUCGUCGACGGUAAACAUCAUGGAACGAAGAGCCAGGCUGGCGUCUCCAACAAAAAAUAGGCCCCUUUCGAACCAAAGCUUUGAUUUCCAGAGCCUUCUACCUUCUCCUCCUAAAGACUUGUGUCUACACGAUGACAUUGCUUCCAAGAUCUCCAAUGGGUCUUUGUCCCCAGAGCAAAUCAGACGCCUUUCGAAGUCGCCAAUUGCUAAAAAGUUGCACAUUUCGAGCUCCCAGUACGCUCUUCCCAUCCCCUUCAAGUUGCAGUUGCCUCCAAGACUUAGCUCAAAGUCGGCCCCGGCGUCUCCAGAGCCUUCGAGAGGACGGGUAGCCAAAUCUAUCAAACCGGCCGAAAAGGCCCUUCCUCCGUCUCCAGGCAGCGCUUUCCCAAGGAAACUAGUAUUCAAUGGAGCAAAAUAUGAGCCCGCAGAUUCGUCUGAGUCCGAGCAAGAAUUGUCUUUUUUGAAACCGUCAACUCCUCAGAAGCCACCAGCAACCAUCACUAAUAGAAAGAAGGUGGCACGUUUCGCUAUAAAACACCAGUCUAUGCCUCUGGACCAGUUGAGUAUGAUAGAAGAGGCCUCAAAUGCUGGAAGUUUCAACUCCAGAGCAUCCAGUACUCGUCUGAAGACCUUGCCCACUCUUCCAAAGGCCAGCGAGGCCAAUGCUUCUCCUGAUGACAACCAUAACGUGAGCACAGGCAUGUCAGAACCAUUUUCAUCCCCCAAAUCAAGAAACGUCCUGAGGAAACCUCCGCCAGAUUUGGAGCUGCCCAUUCCUGUUGCACUUAAUAAACCCAAGUUGGACUUGGUUCCUCCACCGCCCCCGCCCAUUCAGCUCCCCACCUCGGUUUCGACACCCAUGUUGUCACUGCGGAAUCAUGGCCAGGAUAAUUGGUCUUCGGCCGACUCUAGCUUCAGCUUUCCACGGAAGCUUGAAACAAGAGUUGUCACGGAAGCACCUCGGAGACGCCCAGACUCGUUUCCCUCUUCUUCAACUAACGAGAUUGAGGUUUUCCCUAAAACACCUGAGCCGGUAUCUUCCCCAGACGAGAAUGUUCAAAAUAAGUCCAAGGAAGAUGAUUUUGAGGUGUUUCCUCUGUCGCCUAACGAGGAGUCAUCUACUCAACACACCCUCAAACACAGUCAUGCAUGCCAUCAUAAUCUUAAUCUCGGGGAUUCAGCUUAUCUCAAGAUUUCCAAACGAAACUUUUCAGAUGAGUCCAAAGUCUCUUCGAUCAGUUCUUUCAGUUCACUCGGCGACGCUCUAAAUUUAGAUCGUGACCCUGCCGUUCGUUUAUUCAACCGCGAUCAAACCGCCCUUUCUGCUAAUAUUGCCAAGUAUCUUAAUGAGCCUAGAAGAGGCUCUUCUACGAGGUCAGCGGCCUCGACUAGAUCCGAUGCAAGUCAGUCGUCAUGGAAUUCACUUCAAAGAAGUGUUGACUUCAGUAUCCGUGAGUCUGCAUCUUCUUCAGAAAGAUCCUCCUUAUCAAGCAAAUCGAAAAAGAAGGCCCAACUCAACAAAGAGCUUCCUUUGCCGCCAGAGGAACUCGAGUUGGAAGGCGAUAGUCUCAGUGAGCAUUUCGAGAUACCAAGACAUCUCAACAUUGCUAAGAAGGAGAGUAUGAAGUCACCGGCACUGAAUGUAUGUGAAGUUGCCUCUGGUACUUCGGAAAAAGAGCUUGACAUUGUAUCCAAGGAUGACGUACAUCUUGAGUCAAUGAUCAACAAGCCUAUCGAAGACAAACUAUCCGAGAGCGAGAAAUCUGAAGCUCAAGAAAAUGCAUAUGAAAAUGAAGAGAGAUCCGAAGAUAAUGAAGAAGAGGAGGAGGGUGGCGAUGAAGAAAGUGAAUUCUCAAAGGAUUCAGCCUCUUCUCUAGAUGACGGUAAUAGUGGUGUUGGAAGAGGUUUCAGCUUCCCUAAUGAUAUGUCCAAUAUCACCAAUAGCGAAGAAGCAAAAAGAAGAUUGGAACAUCAGAGACACAUAAACGGAAGCUCAAGGCGUCAGAGUCUUAAUAGAAAACUUGAGCAAAUUGAAAUUCCUAAUCUUGAUGAUCCUGACACUCUUCGAAAGUUCCCCGUAAAAGAAACAAGACAUCACGGUAUAAGCUUUAAUGAUCUUCAGCAAGUCAAGAUUAAAGGUUUGGAGAAGGAGAAUGAUUCGGUUAUCGAGCCCAUUGGUAUUCCUAGUCUGGCCGCAAAGCAGCAUUUCAGUCAGAUGUAUGGAGGCAGCUCAGAUUCUGAUUCAUCUUUUGAAGCAAGCAGCAAGACAAGCAAACCUUACAAGGCUCCGCUUAGCAAUUCAUCGAAGCCGAUGCCUUCUAGUGUUUCUCUUGCAGCAAUUGCAAGCAGGAAAUCUCCGAUUCGUCAUGCCCGUCAUCGGCUGAUGUACAAUUUCGACUUCGCUGAUAUCUUUCAAGAGCCCUCUCCUCAGAGCAGCGCCAAAACAAACGGGCAUUUGAAGGGGCACAAGGCAUCAAAGUCAAUAUCAGUUCCUCUGGAGGCACUGAAGGAGGCUAAGAAAGACAAAACAAAAAAUGCAACAGCGGAUGCUGAGAGCUUUCCAGCUGAGAAGCCUCCUCAAUCUGAGAGUGACAAGGAACAGCCCCUCAAUAUUGUCGUUGCCGAACCCCCAAAAAGAGUGGAGUAUGCAGUGGACUUCAGAGACGCUACAGCUGCUGACACGCAACAAUUCUCAAGCACCUUUGGCAACGCGUACUAUCAACGUCAAAUGAGCACUAAUUCAAGACGCAAUCUUCAUACACCAAGUGUCAAUUCAAAUAGCAGGAGCUCUCAGUCAAAGUUUUCGGACUCGUUGGUGACAGCAAGGGAAACAAUCUCUACUGCUCCGACUGACACAGACAGUAUUACCAUUGACCUCACUAAAGAAGAGUAUAAUGUUUGCAUGAUCAAAAGAAGCGAUUCAUUACUCUCAUAUCGCUCAGUCAUUGAAAAGCGUGACGGCAAACCCGUUGAAGUUGUCUUGGUUGACGAAGAUGAUAAUCAAACUACCUUACAUAGGCCAACUCCAGAAGAGAGGGAUGAUCUUCUGAGUAUUUAUUCAAGAUAUAUGACUGGUUGGGAGAGGAUGAAGCGCCCAAUGAGAACACCUUCACAAAAGCUGGCUGCUUCUGAGGCGAGUGAUGUGAGUGGAAAAAGUUGGGCUAAUUCAGAGUCAGGCUUUCAGGUAAAGACUUUAGACUCACCACGCCAUGGCAAAGGCAAUCAACAAAUCAGAAAGGCAACGAUGCCUAAUAUUAAUACUUUACGGGAGUACCCGAUGGUUAAUAAGACGAUGGCAAGCAAGAGAGUUCACCUGACACCUAAACUCGGUAAGGGACCUUCUUUAAAUAGGGGGACCAACGUGGACUACUUUGACUACAAUGGUACUGAAAAAUACGACUUUGAUUCGUUCAUGAAACAAAGGCUUUGA
Candidozyma auris is the source of this 3477-nucleotide messenger RNA. RefSeq lists its product as uncharacterized. Lineage: Eukaryota; Fungi; Ascomycota; Pichiomycetes; Serinales; Metschnikowiaceae. The transcript has a single exon. The coding region runs from base 1 to 3477 and encodes 1158 amino acids. The record is from RefSeq and is a predicted model, not a curated record.